Molecule: messenger RNA, 1566 nt
Organism: Saprolegnia diclina VS20
Lineage: Eukaryota; Oomycota; Saprolegniomycetes; Saprolegniales; Saprolegniaceae
Exons: 2
Coding region: 1-1566 (521 amino acids)
Molecular function (GO): protein binding
Source: RefSeq, a predicted model, not a curated record
AUGUGGACGAGCAUUGCCGAUGUGCAACCGGUGAUCCUGGCCUUUGCGGAGCCGCUGACACAGUACCUCAACGGCGCACUCGACGCCGAAUUGGACUUCCGCGCCGCCAACCGCGAAGCUACCGUGGCGCGCAUCUGGGCCGACGCCUUUCGCAACGAUUGGCCCGGCCAACUCGAGCGUCUCCCACAAUGGUCUUGCCUGGACAAGGCCACCUAUGCUUGCAUCCGGUCCAAGGCCAUGUACAGCAACGUGAUGGCGUACGCUACUAGCCCCAACCACUGGUGCAUCGUGGGUCAGCAUCAAUACUGCAAUACGAACUGUGCACUUCCGGCCCACCCGAGCUGGACACCCGACAUUGAACUCAGCGAGGCCGAUGCAGCCCCGAUGGAGAACCUGUGGCUCGACGUCCUCGCGCCAUUCCUCGAGUGUCCGAUCGCGCUCGCGCAUGCUGCGAUCAUUGGCGGGCAUCUGCAGCUCCUCCGCUACCUCAUCGGCGAGAAAAGCGUCGUUGUCGCUGACUUUGGCUACAUCCACGAGUACGGCUGCAGCCGUCCGGCAAUGGACAUUGCCGCCGAGUACGGUCAUCUCGAGGUCCUCAAGCUGCUCCACGACGGCGGUGCACUAUUGUGCACGACGGCAGCCAUGGACAAGGCCGCUCUCAAUGGACAUUUCCACGUCGUCCAAGACAUUGUGCGUUUUCUGCAAAAGCACUGCAACGCGUCGUUCUCGCCGGACGUGUUUGAAAUGGCCGCCGCCUACAACGACCUGGACCUCAUCCAGGAAUUGCAUUACGUGUGGCACGCGCCAUGCACGACAGCCGCCCUGGACGCCGCCGCCGCCCACAGCAGCGUGACGAUCGUCGAUUUUUUACAUCGAAACAGAACGGAAGGCUGCACGGCGCUGGCCAUGGACAGCGCUGCAUUCCGCGGGGCGCUUGACGUUGUCCGAUACCUCCACGAACACCGAGACGAAGGAUGCACGACCCUCGCGCUGGACGCGGCCGCCCGUUGCGGGCAUCUACCCGUCGUUCAGUUUCUCACCGAGCACCGCACCGAGGGUGGCACGGUGCACGCGAUGGACCGAGCGGCGCACCGAGCGGCGCACCGCGGCUUUGACGCCGUCGUGCGCUACCUCCACGAACACCGAGACGAAGGCUGCACGACGCGCGCGGUGGACUGGGCCGCCGCCGCAGGUCAUCUCUCCAUUGUACGCUUCCUCCUUGAGCAUCGAUCGGAAGGCGGUACGUACCGAGGCAUUUACUGGGCGGCCGCGCGCCGUGAUCGCGACUACCCCGCUAUUUUGGCUUUGUUGUUGCUGCACGACACGACCAAGAUGCAUUCUGCCGCCGCCGUUGAGCACGCAUUGCGAAUCGGCGACCGCAGGACCUUUAAUGCCCUUCUCGCCGCGGGUUGCAACGGCGCGAGCGAUGUCAACGUCGACGCCAUCACUUGGCGACUGCUGAGUCGCGCCGACGCGCUCUAUGACGACCCUACCACGGGUGAAUAUGGCAACACCGACAGAGACGAGCACAAAGAGAAUUUCCAGUUUCACAUAAACAGAUUCUGA